AUGAGCGAGCCUCUCCCAUCGUCUUUCGAAGAACAUCCUCAGUUCCAAGAGGAGACUUCGCUCCAAAAGUUCCGCAGACGUCUCAAGGAAGAGCCUCUGAUCCCGCUAGGAUGUGCUGCCACUUCCUACGCACUUUACCGGGCCUACCGGUCGAUGAAGGCUGGCGACUCCGUCGAGAUGAAUAAGAUGUUCCGUGCUCGUAUCUACGCCCAGUUUUUCACCCUUAUCGCCGUGGUCGCCGGAGGCAUGUAUUACGGUAGCGAGCGGAAGCAACGAAGGGAGUUCGAGCAGAUGGUGGAGGCACGCAAGAGCCAGGAAAAGCGGGACGCCUGGCUGCGGGAGUUGGAGAUUCGUGACAAGGAAGACAGGGGCUGGCGGGAGCGUCACGCGGCUAUUGAAGCCGCGGCGAACGAGGCCGCGAAUGCUAAGAAAUCGUUCCCUGAGCAGGAUGCUGCUCGCUCUGCUAUUGAGCCUUCCGAACAGAAGUCAAUCGGGGUACUAAUUGCUGUGAAGGAGUUGUUGUCGAGGCAGUGA
This is a messenger RNA of Aspergillus niger, 534 nucleotides long. RefSeq lists its product as uncharacterized. Gene Ontology annotation, cellular component: mitochondrion. The coding region runs from base 1 to 534 and encodes 177 amino acids. The record is from RefSeq and is a predicted model, not a curated record. The transcript is spliced from 3 exons. Gene Ontology annotation, biological process: mitochondrial respirasome assembly. Lineage: Eukaryota; Fungi; Ascomycota; Eurotiomycetes; Eurotiales; Aspergillaceae.